Salvia splendens (bonfire salvia) is the source of this 1006-nucleotide messenger RNA. Its product is annotated as DNA-directed RNA polymerases II and IV subunit 5A-like. Gene Ontology annotation, molecular function: DNA binding. Lineage: Eukaryota; Viridiplantae; Streptophyta; Magnoliopsida; Lamiales; Lamiaceae. Gene Ontology annotation, biological process: transcription elongation by RNA polymerase I; tRNA transcription by RNA polymerase III; transcription by RNA polymerase II. The transcript is spliced from 5 exons. The coding region runs from base 106 to 723 and encodes 205 amino acids. The record is from RefSeq and is a predicted model, not a curated record. Gene Ontology annotation, cellular component: RNA polymerase III complex; RNA polymerase II, core complex; RNA polymerase I complex.
UGUGUCUGCAUAUAAAUUCAGCCUCUCUCAAUCCUUUGUGUGCCGCUCCCGCUCUUUCGCGCACAUUCUACACAGCUAAAACACUCGUUAAGCUCAGUAGGCAAGAUGGUUUUGUUGGAAGAGGAAAUUACCCGGCUUUUCAGAAUCCGGAAGACAGUGAUGCAGAUGUUGAAGGAUAGAGGUUACAUGGUGGGAGAUUUUGAGAUUGAAAUGACAAAGUAUGAGUUCGUUCAGAAAUAUGGCGAGAAUAUGAAGAGAGAGGACCUCGUUAUUAAUAAAGGCUUCCGUAAUAGCUCUGAACAGAUAUACGUCUUCUUUCCCGAGGAACAGAAAGUUGGUGUGAAGACAAUGAAGACCUACACUAAUCGAAUGAAAGAAGAAGGUGUUCAUCGGGCAAUCUUAGUGGUCCAGCAAAAUUUAACACCGUUUGCAAGGACCUGCGUUAGUGAAAUAUCAACUAAAUUUCACUUAGAAGUCUUCCAGGAAGCUGAGUUGUUAGUUAACAUAAAAGAACAUGUUCUAGUUCCCGAGCAUCAGCUGCUUACGGCUGAAGAAAAGAAGACGUUGCUGGAGAGGUACACCGUGAAAGAAACACAGCUCCCUCGUAUCCAGAUAACUGACCCGAUUGCAAGAUACUAUGGGCUCAAGCGAGGGCAGGUUGUGAAGAUCAUACGACCGAGUGAAACUGCUGGACGUUAUAUCACCUACCGAUACGUUGUUUGAAUCAUGGGAAGCUCUGUACCUGCUGAUCUUGUCGAUGACAGCAGCAGAUGACAAUAAGGCACAAAGCAGUCGAGAAAACACAAGGCCGCAAGCCUGCAACACAGCUCCCAACUGGAAAUAUAAUCUUUUUGGUGGUGUAAUUGAACUCUCUAAAAACAUCUUGUGAGUGUAACUUUAGCUAUUUUUGCAACUUCAUAAUUUCAUAGAUUUUGUGAUUGUGAAGACAUGACCUGUAUGACUGUUCUUGUGCCAUUUUUUGUUAAGAAAAUAUUUAACUGUAUAA